GUUAAAGUUCCACUCAAUACAACAACGUCUCGCAGCUUCCAUGCUGCACAGAGGCAAAUAAAGGGAACUUAAACAGCUCUGUGUGUGGUUGCUGGUUAGUUGACGAAAGAGUAAAAAGACAAAUGGAGCUCACGGCUGAUUGUGUAUAGAAAUUGCUUUGGGUUUUAACUAUCGGACUGCUGACUGCGACAAAGAACCACCGGAUGAAGGAGCGUUCACAGGAUGGCGGGAGUGUUCGACAUAGACUUGGAAACUGAAGACCUCAGCGAUACAGAGGAUGAUGUCUGUGACUUGACUGUAACAGAACCAGAGAAUGUGCAGACGGAGGAGGUGGAGUUGACCAGUGAGAGUGUCAACAGAGACAGUGAGAGAGUGGGACCGGACUGCUUUGAGCUUCUAACCGUGCUCGGAAAAGGAGCCUAUGGCAAGGUUUUCCAGGUGAGGAAGGUUCAAGGUGCCCAGACUGGAAACAUAUUUGCCAUGAAGGUCCUGAAAAAGGCGAAGAUAGUGUGUAAUGCUAAAGACACAGCCCAUACACGAGCAGAGCGGGAGAUCCUGGAGACCGUGAGACACCCGUUCAUCGUGGAUCUGCUCUACGCCUUCCAGACUGGGGGAAAACUCUACCUCAUACUUGAGUGUCUGAGUGGAGGUGAGCUGUUCAUGCAGCUGGAGAAGGAGGGAAUCUUCAUGGAGGACACUGCUUGUUUCUAUCUAGGAGAGAUCACAAUGGCUCUGGGUCACCUCCACUCUAACGGGAUCAUUUACCGAGACCUCAAACCUGAAAACAUCAUGCUUAAUCACCAAGGACACAUCAAGCUUACUGACUUUGGUCUCUGUAAGGAAUCCAUUCAUGAUGGAACUGUCACCCACACUUUCUGUGGCACCAUAGAGUACAUGGCUCCAGAGAUCCUGACCAGGUCGGGUCACAACAGAGCCGUAGACUGGUGGAGUCUCGGAGCCCUGAUGUACGAUAUGAUGACCGGAUCGCCUCCAUUCACAGCUGAAAACAGGAAGAAGACCAUGGAUAAGAUUCUUAAGUGUAAAAUCAAUCUGCCUCCAUACCUUACCAUUGAUGCCAGAGACCUCAUCAAGAAGUUGUUGAAGAAGAGUGCAUCCCAAAGACUUGGCUCCAGUAAGGAAGACUGUGCCGAUAUCCAGAAACAUCCGUUCUUCAGGCAUAUCAACUGGGAUGACCUGCUGAAUAAGGUCGUAGAGCCGCCUUACAAGCCACGCCUGCAAUCGGACGAGGAUGUGAGCCAGUUUGACACCAGAUUCACUCGACAGACACCAGUGGACAGUCCUGACGACACAACACUCAGCCACAGUGCAGAGCUCGCUUUCGCUGGUUUCACCUACGUGGCUCCAUCCGUCCUAGAGAGUUUAAAAGAAGGUUUCUCAUUCGAACCCCGAACACGACCUGUACGCCGACACAACAGCAGUCCACGCACACCCAUCAGUCCUAUGAAAUUUUCCUCGGCGGGACCUUUCAAGACCAGCAUGGACAGAGAGCAUGAUGUUUUCCCUCCCACCUCACCACCAGCAGCUUCAGGUCAUGCCUCACUGGAAAACGGAGGGGCCAGUCAGCCGAUCCGGACUCCGGCAAGGAACAACAAGCAGAAGGGACACCGGAGAUGAGGAGAAAUCUUUCUAACAGCCAGCCUGCGAUGCAAAUCAUUGGUCAGAUUAAACAUUUUCAUAGUAAAUGGACAGUUUUUUUUUGCACUGGUUUCCUGAUUUUUAUUUGGUGUGGUUUAACUUUGGUGUGGUUUAACUAAAGCCAAAAUCAAGUGGAACGUUUUAAUUGUUUUACUGCUUUUCUCUCGCAUUCAUUUAUGAAACAGAUAAGUUAUUAUUAUGGGGGCUUUUGUUCUGUUUGUCAUCUAGAGGAAGAUUACUCCACACAGAUUCACUGGAUCAAUGUUUUUUGCUUUUACUUUGAUUUGUCUCAGGUGGUUACAGUAUUGAGAUAAGCUUUAAAAGAGGCCAUAUUAUGCUGUUUGGGGUUUUCCCUUUCCUGUAGUGUGUUCUAUAGGUUUCUGUGCAUGUAAAUGGUCUGCAAAAACUAAAAUCCAAAAGUUUCUCUCGCACACACUCCCCCCUGCCUCCUUUGUUUCAUCUGUAAGAUAAACAUCACAUGAUAGGCUAAGGGGCAGGACAUCUCUAACUUGUUGAUCAAUCAUAACACAGUUGGCCAGCAAAACAAUCAGUGCAGACUGGGCUCUGGGGUCAGACAGAGGGUGAAAGGAGGUGCUGCUGCACAGGCAGUAUGAGAAAUAUAAACUCAUACUGAACUUUUUGAACAUAAGGAUUCAAAGACUUUUAUUUACUUAGUUAUAUAAGACAUAAAACUAAUACAAAAUAAAAUACUGCAAGAAGAAACCGAGUAGAAUUGAAUAGUGUAGAUUAUGUUGAAGACCAAAGUGCAAGUAAUGAAGAUGAAGUACACUAUAUACAUGUCAUUAAAAUAAAUAAAUAAAUACAAUAAGCCAAAUAAAUGGAGGCACAAAAUACAAAUAUGAACCUGAAAAUGAGCAUCAUAUGUCCUCUUUAAUUUACAGCGUCCAUAUAUCUGCACUUAUAGUUCACACUGUGGCACUAAUAAGUGGGGAAACAAUCACAUAACACAAAAAAAGAAGAACACAUGUUUCUUCACCAACUUCACUCAAUCUAUCACGAGCAGUGAGGUUUAGGUAAAUGAUUGGUAACAGUGUUUCAUGUACAUGCUAGAACAAUCACUGUAAAGGGAAGCUGUUGCAUAAAGCUUUCUGGGUUUAAUUCAUUAGCCUUGAUUAGUACACUAGAGUCGGAAUGAACUGUGAAAAGGACCUUUAGCCAUCGGGUUAAGUUAAAAUCACAGACUUAGAUUUGUUCAUAUGUUUUGGGUGGGACUAUAUCAUAUAUCUACUGAAUUAAAGGCUGCAUCGCACAAGAAGGAAGAAGUAUUUACAAAUGAACCUAAGUGAGCUUUUCUUUGUGAAAAUAAGCUAACAGUUAUCAGUGUUUCUCAUUUCUCUGAGCUUUCUUAACAGAAUCUUCAGAACUACUGCCAAAGCUUUGAACACAUCCUGUUAUAUUGUACAAAAAGUCUAUAUUCAAAUACACUUGACAAGAGGGUUAUAUUUUAUUUAGUAAGUAGGCUGAGUAAAGACAUUGUUGCCUAAAAUAUUCCCCAUUUAUAACAAUUAAAACAUUACGUUCACAUUAACACAUACCUGAAUAUAGUUAAUACAAUGUACAGUCAAGGCAGAAUGUUAGAAGCUGUCCUCUAGAGAACUAAAUAUAAUGUGUAAAAAGUAUUUUGCGUUACUAAACAAACUAUUUUUGCACAUAAAACACGUAAAAUUGUAUUUUAAAAAACCCCAAAAUGUAAGUCCUACAUAUUAUAAAGAGUUUGAAUGUUGUUGCCUGACAUAAUCAUAAGGAGGGAUGCUGGGUUACGUCAAACACUAGUUCAGCAGCAGAUGGUUCACAGGUUAUGAAAUCAAUGAUGCCAAAAUCUUCUCAGUCUAUCGAUUGGGAUUUUUGUAUUUCUGUUUUUAGCAUAAUAGUUCAUAGUUUGAAGUAGACACAAGCAGACCCUGGCCCAUGCCACUGUCUUGUUACAGGACAAUAAAAAAACAUUUAGUCUUACAUGAUUCCUAAACCAAAUACUUAUGGCUACUGAGAGGAAAUUGUCUUCAGAAGGGAUUGUGAGUGCACUUUAAUCAGGUUACAUUAUGUUAUGGAAAUAAAGUAAAUGUUUAACUUUUCAUUAAACUGUGAACUAUACAGCUUUCAAAUCAUUCUCAUCUAGCCAGUAAUGUACAAUUAGACAUAAUGGAUAAGUUUCGUUUGGAUUAAAGAGGUGGGAAAGCUCUUAUAUUAAUAUGCUUAUAUUUGUUGGCUUAGUCAUGCAUUAGGUUUAACAUGUUGCCUCUGUGUCAUUUGGGUGUUCACUGGAGAAAACAGGUGUAAAGUAUCCCUUGAAUAGCAUAGAGACCCAAAGUGUUCAAUAUAUCAUCAAUGAAUAAUACAUCUUGAAAAAAGUAAAUGUAAAGAUGUUCAUGUUCCACAGAAGAUACAACCCUAAUUACGAUCUUCUGACUUCUGAUGCAUUACACAUUUUUGAACAGACAUUGUAUUAUAGAGGAUGAAUCCUACUGAUUUUGGUUAUUCCUUAACUUUUCCUCUGUUGCCACCUGGAGAUUGACAUUUCUCCAAGAAUUCCCAAUCCCUGCUUAUUAAUCAGCCUGAGCUGUAUUUUGUGUUAAUGCCAAUUAGCAAACGUUAGCAGGCUAAUCUGAGAUGUUAAGCAUGAUACAGAUUGCAGACUACCUUCUUAACAUCAGCAUGUUAGUAUUACAAUUGGUAUCAUGCUAACAAGCUGACUUUGGCAUUUAGCUUGCAGCUGCUGGCAUGGCGCAAAAAACUGCUGCAGUUAAAUAAAAUUGACCAGCAAAGAAAUAAUAUUUCCUAACAAUGAGCUUAGUUUUUUUGCAUUUUUCAAGUGAGCAAGAUAUGUAUUAAAAUAUCAUAGUAUGUUUUGUCUGUAUUAUUCAUAUGAUUAAUUCCUAAUAUACUCUGUAGGUAUUUAAUAUUGAGCACAUUGGGUCUCUAUAGAAUCUAAAUUCCUGUUUUCCUGCUUUGCUGCUCCUGUAGGAGCGCGGAAAAUGGGUUUCACAUUUGAUAUCUUCCUUUCGUAUGCAGUUGGUACAGUACAUGAUUAAUGCUAAUGUGCCUGAAACUGUCACAGUGCAUUGUUUCUAGUGACAUUUCAACUACGGAUACAUUAUUUGUUACUCGAGAUAAAAGGAUAUGGGGAUCUGUUUUUGUUCUAUUUUGUCUCUACUCCAAGUUGCCAAUCUUCUUGAAAUUUGCAGUUGCACAGCUGGAACAACUGUUAAAUAAUCUUCAGUUUCUGUAUUUAUUUACAAAAUUAAGGAAUAAUUCUAGAGUGAUUUUAAAGUGCUAAACUAUACGUUAAUGUUGUGAUGUUUUAAGAUUUUCUUCUUUUUUUUCUGAUGAAUGUGUUCAGAAUAAAGAUCCAGUAAUUGCUGAA
This is a messenger RNA of Eleginops maclovinus (Patagonian blennie), 5038 nucleotides long. RefSeq names its product ribosomal protein S6 kinase beta-2-like. The record is from RefSeq and is a predicted model, not a curated record. Gene Ontology annotation, biological process: peptidyl-serine phosphorylation; signal transduction. Gene Ontology annotation, molecular function: protein serine/threonine kinase activity; ATP binding. The transcript is spliced from 16 exons. The coding region runs from base 223 to 1635 and encodes 470 amino acids. Lineage: Eukaryota; Metazoa; Chordata; Actinopteri; Perciformes; Eleginopidae.